AUGUUGUUCAAAGCUGCCACCGUUCUGGCCGUCGCCGGACUUGCUCUUGCUAGCCCUCGCAAGCCGGAUUAUAACAAGCCAUCCCAAGUCACCGGGUGGGAGACCAAGUACACUGCUACUGGAACCGCCGAGGUUGCUGCUGCGGCUGCCACGGCCAAGACGAGCAGCCCGACCAGCAAGGUGAAGGGCAAGUCGUUUGAUCGAAUUGCCAUCAUCUACUUCGAGAACGAGAACUACGACAAGGCCAUUGGAGACCCCAACUUUGCCUGGUUCGCCUCCAAGGGCAUUACGCUCUCCAACUACUUCGGCGUCACCCAUCCUUCGGAGCCAAACUACCUAGCCGCCAUUGCCGGUGACUACUUUGGCAUGCAGAACGAUGCCUUCAAUCGCGCCGAUGCCAACAUCUCCACCGUCAUUGACCUGCUCGAGCACCGUGGCGUCUCCUGGGGCAUGUACCAGGAGGACAUGCCUUACUCUGGGUACGAGGGCUUCAGCUGGGUGAACCAGAAGAACGGAGCCAACGACUACGUUCGAAAGCACAACCCCGCCGUCCUGGUUGACAAGGUGGCCAGCUCUGAGCAGCGCCUGUCGCAGAUCAAGAACCUCUCCAUGAUUGACACCAAGCAGUCCAUGUUCCACAAGGAUCUGAAGGCAAACAAGCUGCCCCAGUGGAUGUUCAUCACCCCCAACAUGACCUCCGACGGCCACGACACCUCUGCUACUGUCGCCGGUGCUUGGUGCCGUUCGUUCCUGGGGCCUCUCAUGGAGGACAAGCACUUCAUGGACAACACGCUCGUCCUGAUCACCUGGGAUGAGAACGAGACCUACGCUAUCCAGAACAACAUCCUCGCCAUCCUCGUCGGCGAUGCCGUUCCCAAGAACCUUGUCGGCACCACCGACAACAGCUUCUACAACCAUUACUCGGAGAUUGCCACCGUCCAGGCCAACUGGGAUCUCCCCACCCUUGGACGUUGGGACGUCGGCGCCAACGUCUUCAAGAUGGUUGGCAAGAAGACGGGCGACAAGAUCCGCAAGUGGACGUCGGAGAAGAAGUUUGAGGGCAUGUUCUGGAACUUCUCGUACGCGGGCUACUUCAACAGCGAUGGCGGCAACUCCAGGUACCCUGCGCCCAACUUGGACCUUGAGCACACCUUUUCCGGCCGAAAGGUCUACGGACCCGUGAAGGAGGAGUGGAAGAAGAGCAAGGCGCCGACGUACUACAAGGAUACCAUUGAGCUGCCCGAUGGGCUUAGCCCCCCCAAGGGUUAUGCCCCUGUCGCAUAA
Molecule: messenger RNA, 1284 nt
Organism: Ilyonectria robusta
Lineage: Eukaryota; Fungi; Ascomycota; Sordariomycetes; Hypocreales; Nectriaceae
Product: phosphoesterase family-domain-containing protein
Exons: 2
Coding region: 1-1284 (427 amino acids)
Biological process (GO): phospholipid catabolic process
Molecular function (GO): hydrolase activity, acting on ester bonds
Source: RefSeq, a predicted model, not a curated record